CUGCGCAGUGGAAAUCCGCGCCGGGGAGCUGCUGAGGGGCGCCGGUGUCAUGUGAAGGCGCACAUGCUCCGCCAUCCACGCACCACCCCCCCUCUCUCUGCUUCCUUCGCGUGUUUUUUUUUCCUAGCGUAACUCCUUUCCGUCCCCCUCCCCUGCCUCGCCAUCAGCCACCCGCCGCCCAGGCGACCCCCGCAGGGGCUCCGCGGGCGGGCGCGGGGCGGCCGCCAGGGAGGAGGGCGCCCGGCGGCGGGCAGCCCGCGGAGCCGCGCCCCGCGGAGCCGCCUCGGAGGUAUGGUUUUCCCGGCGGAGCAGAGCUACGGCGGCUGCCGCCUCCGCGGGUGCUGAGACGGGAUUUUCCUGGUGCGGUUCCCGGGCUCCCAGCUUCAUGACUGCGCGGAGCGGGGAGCCAACACCAUGCGAGCGCAAAUUGAAGUGAUACCAUGCAAAAUUUGUGGUGAUAAGUCCUCUGGAAUACACUACGGAGUCAUCACAUGUGAAGGCUGCAAGGGAUUCUUUCGGAGGAGUCAGCAGAACAAUGCCUCCUACUCCUGCCCAAGGCAGAGAAACUGUUUAAUUGACAGAACCAACAGAAAUCGUUGCCAACACUGCCGACUGCAGAAAUGUCUUGCCCUGGGAAUGUCUCGAGAUGCUGUGAAGUUUGGAAGAAUGUCCAAAAAGCAGAGGGACAGCUUGUACGCUGAAGUGCAGAAGCACCAGCAGCGACUGCAGGAACAACGGCAGCAGCAGAGCGGUGAGGCAGAAGCCCUCGCCAGGGUUUACAGCAACAGCAUCAGCAACGGCUUGAGCAACCUGAAUAACGAAACUGGCAGCACCUACUCCAAUGGGCACGUCAUCGACCUGCCAAAGUCUGAGGGUUAUUAUAAUGUGGAUUCUGCCCAGCCUUCCCCAGACCAGUCUGGGUUAGACAUGACUGGAAUCAAACAGAUAAAGCAGGAACCUAUCUAUGACCUCACCUCUGUACCAAACUUGUUUACCUAUAGCUCCUUCAACAAUGGGCAAUUAGCUCCGGGGAUAUCCAUGACCGAAAUAGAUCGAAUUGCACAGAAUAUCAUUAAAUCUCAUUUGGAGACAUGUCAAUAUACAAUGGAGGAACUACACCAGCUAGCAUGGCAGACCCACACAUAUGAAGAAAUUAAAGUUUACCAGAGCAAGACCAGAGAAGCUCUGUGGCAGCAGUGUGCCAUUCAGAUCACCCACGCUAUCCAGUACGUGGUGGAGUUUGCGAAGCGCAUAACAGGCUUCAUGGAGCUCUGUCAGAAUGACCAAAUUCUCCUCCUUAAGUCAGGCUGCCUGGAAGUGGUUUUGGUGAGGAUGUGCCGUGCCUUCAACCCACUCAACAAUACUGUUCUGUUUGAAGGAAAGUAUGGAGGGAUGCAAAUGUUUAAAGCCUUGGGUUCUGAUGAUCUGGUGAAUGAAGCCUUUGACUUUGCAAAGAAUUUAUGUUCCUUACAGCUGACUGAGGAGGAGAUUGCCUUGUUUUCAUCUGCUGUUCUGAUAUCACCAGAUCGAGCCUGGUUAAUAGAGCCAAGGAAGGUCCAGAAGCUUCAGGAAAAGAUUUACUUUGCACUUCAACACGUGAUCCAGAAGAACCACCUUGACGAUGAGACUUUGACAAAGUUAAUAGCCAAGAUACCAACCAUUACUGCACUUUGCAACUUGCACGGAGAGAAACUACAGGUAUUUAAGCAAUCUCAUCCAGAUAUAGUGAACACACUCUUUCCUCCAUUAUACAAGGAGCUUUUCAACCCAGACUCAACCACUGGCUGCAAGUGAAGGGGAUAAUAGAAUUUUCACGUAGUCAUGGAAUGCGUCACUGUUAAGACAAAAAGAAAUGUUUUCAUGAAGAACUUAUUAAAAAUGUCACUACUGCAACACUAGGAAUGUCCUGCACUUAAUAGAAUUAUUUUUCACCGCUACAGUUUGAAGAAUGUAAAUAUGCAACUCUGAGUGGGGAUGUCUUUUUUCUCUUUUCUUUGUUUACUUUUUUUUUUUUUGAACUGACAAUGAAUAUACAAAUAUAGGACACUGGGUGUUACCUUUUCCUUUUUUUUAUUUUAUUUUAUUUUAUUGGGGGAUGUUUUGGGAGACAACUGUUCCUAGAAUUUUAUUGUAGAUAUACAUGAGAAUAGAGCAGUACUUUGCAGUAUUACUCUUGCUGUUUAUUGUUAAAAUAUAAUUUAAGAAAAUUCCACUUAUUAGACUUGCCUAUUUCUAUGUUUUUAGAUAGUUUAAUGCAUGUGGAAAUUUGUAGCUGUCUUGAAAAUUAUGGUGCAUGUAUGGAAUACACAUAUAUAUAUAUAUGUGCUAUAUACUUUUAUAUAUAUAUAUGUAGGUAUUAUAUGCAUACAUGCUGUAGCUUAAAAAUCCCAUGCCUACUUUUAAAGGAUGCUCAGCCCAGCUGUCAUGCAUUUCUUACUCUCCGAGUAAUUUAUUAGAUUUACUUUGGGCAAACAAGAUCUGCUUUGCCAGUCAGAGUUAAAUUAUCAGCUGCCGAUGUGUAAUGACAGGAUCACUUCUGAGAUAUAUGUAAUGUAGUGCAUGUGUGCAGUCCGUAAAUGAAACAUCAGGAAUGUAUCAAUGGUGCAAAAGCCUUGUCUGGAGGAUUUUAGUGGAGAGAGGAAAACUUUUUAUUUUUAUUUUCUCCCUGCUACAGGGAUAGAGCAUAUAUAAAAGCAAACAUUGUAGGACCUGAUGUGAGCAAAGUAUCUGAAACAUGGAGUAAAAAUGUAGACUAUCCCACACAUAUAUUUUUCUGAUUUGACACGUGGUUUUAUUUUAUAUAUAUAUUGCUUUGAAAAGUCGUUGCAAGGCUUGGUUUGUUUUUUGCCGAACUCAAUGGAAAGACACGUAAUGAACUCAGUGAAAACCACAGGAAGCCUAAAAUGUAGCUCUGAAGAGUAGUGGCAGAGGGAGGAAGGGAGGGAAGGAGGAGGAAAGUCAAAUCGAGCAAUGUCCAUGCUUACAAACAUGAAUAUAACUAUCACUGUUUCUGACAAAGCCAUCAUCUAGAUGGGACUGAUGGUUUCCAUUACACGCAUACAUAUAUGUAUGUUACAUACACAUGCCUAUAUGUAUGUAUAUGUCUGUAUGUAUAUAACUGUAUAUAUAUACAUAUAUAGGGUUGAGUCUACUUCAGGAGGGGAGCAAAGUAUUGGGGCUUUUUUUUUUUUUUGUCUGUCUCUGAAUUGACUUUAUGUGCAUUUGCUUGCAAAACCAAAGGCAAACACAGAGAGGAGUGGAAGACUGCCAUGGACUUAAUCUUUUGGAUUAAUUAAGUUUAAUUAGCAGUCAUGAUUAAUGUAUUUGGAUUUUGCCAGAGAUACAAAACAUAGACCUUUUAGCUAUGGAAGAGGGAUUCCAUUUCUGCUGCGGCUGUGUCCUUACCACCACUUUUACCCAUUGUGAGCUUUUUCAGAGAAGUCUCCUCCAGGGACGCCAGUGGGGGGUGUAGAACAGAAAUGAGAGGAAGCAGACAGUGGGGAAGAAACGAAGUGAAGGCAGGAUCACGAGCAGAUACAUUUCUUUAUUUCAAAUUUCAAAGAGAAGUCAGUGCCAUCCAAGGCAAGGCGAGGAGCAGCACACUGUCCAGGAGGUCAAAGGCCCUGCUGUCUGCCAGGCUGCACAGCAGAGCGGUGUCACAGGGAGCCCACAGGGACACAGCUGGGACACGGGGUUGCUGUGGAAACUUGGUUUGUUGCAGUGACAACUUAAUGCCUCCAGCUUUUCCAGCAGACUCGCGCGGCUCUGGUCCCGAUCUUCUGUUCCCUUUUCUGCAUGACCAAGUAAUUCGCAAGCUAUUCCAAGUAUUUUGUGGAGUUUUCCCUUGCCCUCCAUCAGCCGGUUUGCAAGUUUACAUUCAUUUUUCAUGGCAGAAUCCAGUCUAGACAACAUCAACAUCUAUUUGCUCUGGUUUAGCAAUGCCAGACCAGACACAAGAAGAGUUACAAACCUUCAGCUAAUAAAUAUUUCUCUGUAGGUACAUUACAAUUUCAAAAACAAAAAAAAUGCAUAGCAAAGUUAGUUCUGCUUAGAAUUUUGUUGCAAGUAUGACAAGCUCUUCAGAAUUACUUAUCCCUAUAGAACAGCAACUUCUAAAAUACCUUUUUUGCUCCAAAUUCAGAGCACAUUUUCUGAUCUCCACUGAUUACCUUAAAAUAUCUUCAAUUAACACAAUAAAGCAUUGCUCUUGAUGCUUCUGUAUACCACUUAAACCCUAAGAUUGGCAUUCCCUUAUAAGGUGAUUUAUCUGUUUGCAGCCCCUUUUACAAGGCAAAUCCAUGAAAAAGACCUCAAACUCAAACUCUUUCUACUGUCAAAAUACUUAAUUAACUAUAUUUAUGUACUGCUUGUGUGAAUUUAUUUGUGAAAAAACUUGUCAAACUGAACCCUAGAAGUGCUCUGUUUUAGCUGCAAGGGAUUCAUGUUUUCCUUGUCUUUUCCAACGCAAGAACACACACACAUACAUUUCUUUGAAAUCCUUUAUAAACUUGUUUUCAGUAUAUCAAAAGUAACAUAUUUAGCCAACCCACAGAAAUAUAGGAUAUGUGAUAAAUAUUACUGUUCUUAGUGCUGAUAAAUAAAAAGGUUUGUCAUGUUUAUAAAUAGUUCUUCACAAUUACAUGUUACAUCUUGAAAAUCUUUUGUUCUUUCCAAAUAAGCGAAUCAGUCCUUGGGAUUUUUGACUUAUGUCUUAGGCAAGAUAACCAAAUAGAGAUCACCAGUGAAAAAGACAUUAUUUAAUCAUUAUCUGCAGGGCUUUUAAUCCUUAAAGCACUAUUCUUAAAUCACUGCAACCUGAUGACCUUUUCAAUCAGUAAGGAUUACUGCCACUUUUUAAAGAUGCGGAAAUGAAGGAAAAGUUAAAUGACUUGCCAGAGACCACAGGGGUAGCCAUACCCAGUCCUACAAUAAAAAUGGAUCCAUACAUCCUGGUCCUAAAAAUAUUAAGAAGCUGGUACACAACAUCUUUAUUGCCAUUGAUAGGUGAUAGCCUGUACAAACAAUUGCAAAUAUUGCUAAACAAAUAUUUAUCUUCAAAUAAGGUUAACUAUCAACAGAAUGCUCUAUUUUUGUUACUACCUUUACGGAAUUUGAGCAAAUAACCUUGUUGUUUAUUUGGAAAAUAAAAAUUCGUUCUCAUACAUUAUUUAUUUGUGGUAACUGAUAUUAAGGCUGAUUAAUUUUAUUUAAUUUUCUGUGGUUUGGGAUUGGUCAAAUAGGUAAAGUAGUACCUCUUCUGCCCUUUAUUGGCUGAGUUUAGAACAGCAAAUAAUGAUUGCACACUACAAGCUGGAUUUUUGUUGCAGGUUUUGAUACAUGAUCAUUUAUACCCAGAGUUCCAAUUCUUGGUAUUGGAUUCAUAUGUUCAAGUUAUCCAUAGACUUUAAUAAAAUAGCAUGAAUUCAAGUAAAUAACUGCAUAAUCCACUCAUAAAAUGCAUUUCAGAAAAUAAUAGUUCUGCACUUAAUUUCUUCUUGGCUUUCAUCAGUAUCUGAAGCUCUUCAAUUAAAUCUCUAGAACUAGGAUUUGUCACAUCUGCUUUUUGUAGUAAUUGGUUAUGUUUGUUGAUUUUUUUAGUGACAAGCUUUUCAAAUGGGACACAUACUUUAAUGAUUGAUUAACCUGGGAUCUUUAACAAAAGGAUAUUUAAAGCAUGUAUUGAAUCUUCUAUCAUUGCUCUCAGAUAAUUCAACUACAUUGAUCUAAAUUAUCCUUGGCAUCAAGUAAGCAGAUGUGAGCCAUUCGUUACACUACCACAGAGACUUAAUUUUGGUGUAAAUGUCACUCUUGCCAGCUCUUUGUAUAAAGAAUUAAUUCCAAGAGUCAUAUUUCCUUCUAAUGGAAAGAUUGCUUUAGCAAUUGCUAGAAAAAGAACAGGGUAAUAGAAGGCACUCAGCUGAGCUAACUUGUUUCCAAAAGCAACGUAUAUUUUUUGAUUGGUUUGUGAUAGGCAGCAUUUAGGAAUUGAUUCUGCAAGUUGUCAGGCUCCCUUAGCUCUAUCUAGCGCCACUAAAAAUGGAGGCAUCUCAGCACCACACAGAAGGUGCUCAAGCCCUCAUAAAGUCGAAGGCCCUUAGAUUUAAGAGGUCCCCUUUGAGCUUUGCAGAGCACAAGUCAGAUGUUAUCCUCAUACUUGCUUUUUAAUGUUUUUACUUCACGCUUCCCAUUGUUUAUUUCAGCUCCAUUUCACAGGGAUCAGUUUAUUCCUCCUGUUGUGCCUUGGGCACCAAUGCUGUCCCGAUGCCUGUGCCAGGUUAUGGUGCUCCAGGUAGAGCAGUUACCAGACAUCCCCAUGAAGAUGAGCUUUAUUAUCUGAUAUUCUUUGUUUUCAUGGUGGCAGCUUGCACAGGUGUACGUUUCCCUUUGGGAGAAAUUGCAGGGAUUUCUGACGUAACAACUUCUACACAAAGGGGAUGCAAAGCUGCUUUUGUGCUCUGGCGUCUCAGCCUCCCACCACCAGGCUGUGUGAGCUGCUCCAAGGCUGCAGCAGUCUCACGAAGUGGCCAGGCAGCACAGUUAGAGGUGUGCAGCUCAUGGGUCCUUUCCCUGUUGUCUUUUUCACUCACCCUGCUGUGCUACAAAGCACAUUUGCGUGAUGGUCAGCCUCCCCCAUCCUCCUUUGUCCUGACUCCGCAUUGACUGUGCUGUUUCCAAAAGAGCCAAGGUCCGGCCUGGAAGCUGGUUCCUAUUUUCAGAGUCAUUGUCUAUUGGACGUCCCAGGAAUAUACAACUGGGCAAUAAGAUCAAACUGAGACAUGAAAGAGUUUUUUGUCCAAAUAAAUUAUGUCUAAGCAUAUAUGAAAUGGAAACCUGAGACAGAACAGCUUGCUUUUCCCUGUCAAUAAGAAAAUAGUGUAUUUACGCCCACCAACCUGUCCCAGCACUUUCUGCCUCCACUCUAGAAACUAACUCCUAUCUCUGACGUCCAUUAGGAACAGUGUGUUGGAGACCCAGUCCUCUUCUUUCCUUUUUAAGUUUCACGCUUUGUAAAUGACAAUCACUGCUUGAUGCAGAUGUUGCACUGUAUGCCACUCAGGGAUGUUUCAUUACUAAAAAUAGCUAUAUAAAUAUAACAGUGAUAAUAAGGAAAAGAAUGUUAGAGGCUUCGAAGGGCGCAGGUAGAGCUGCCCAAAUGAACGUGACCCAGACAAGGCUUUCAAGCCGGUGAUUAGGGGUAACAUUGGUAUAAACUGAAUUCACUGUCAGCAUUUCCUCAGCUUGAAGCAGGACUCACUUCACCCAUUGUUUCACAGUCAGUGGAGCCCUACUGACCUGUCAGUUUGGGAUGUUAAAGUCCCUUUGGAAACAAAAUGCAAGCAAGCUUUGUAUGAGUUACUGAAUUUAGACAACUGACAAAAGCAAGUGCAGUUUAAAGAUCCUGAGUUUAGGUACCAUUAAUGUGAGCUCACAUUCAGAAUUGCUGCAGGCAGGUAAGAAGAAAGGUUAAGAUAUGGAAUUAAUGAUAGUACGUCAGCAAUGACAGCAACAGUUAUGCUGAGCUACCACAUGGAGAAAUGACAAUAAAAAGCAAGUAACAUAAAGUGGCUAACAGCUACCCUUUCCUCUCAGGGAUGCACAAAAUCAUAGCUACUGCCAGGCCUCUGUAGCAAUGCUUCUCCAUGGUAGGACCAGUCCUUUUCUUACCUCAAGCAAACAUGACCCCAUUUGAUACUGCGCUAGUGAAGAAUGCUCCCAUUUCCUAGAAUUUUUAAAUGCGCUUCUGCUUAUCCCUAGCUUUACACCACAUGUUUUCUACAGACCUGUCAUUACAGGAACACACACAGAAAGACAAAUUACAGUGGAUUAUAUUGCCAGUCAUUGAGUUAAUUCUAGAUCUCCAACCAAGAGGUUUUCCUCAGUUCUAAGUACGAUCAUUGCUCCUGUUCUCACAGUGAGUAUGUAUGGGGUUUGACCCCUUCCAUCUUCUGAAUUCCCUACACCUAGAAAAUGGGUGGACAACUUCAAGAGGUGGAAAGGAGAGGCCAAUAUCCUUAUGCAUCAAAGUUUUCAUAACUAUAUUCUUUGCCAGCUGUCCCAUUGCAAUUUGAAUUUUAGUCUUUGAGGUUGCUAGGAGACAUGUCCAAGUGACUGAAAUACUUGUUAGCAUGCUACUUGCCUCUUAAAAAGAACAGUCUUCUGGCCAGAAGACCUUGCUUCUCUUUCCUUUUAUACCUAGCUCCUAAUAAAUGAGGCCUGGAGUGGUAAAUGAUUCAACUUUGCUGUUUCUCAAAGCUGAUCUUCACCUGCAGCCCGCAAGGGAGGCUCCACCCGGGAGGUAGGAAGCAGGCUUCUUCCUCCUCUUUCUCCCAGCCUCCAUGUCCUCACUUACCUGUGUUGUCCCUGCAUGUGUUGUCCCUGCAAGUAAGGCUGUGUGACAAUGAGCCCAACACCCCAGUAGUUUACCAUCCGAGAAGCGGUUUGCAGCAGAUCACUUGACUAUAAAAGCCACUUGUGCAUGCAGUCUGCAGACAAAAGCCAUUGUGAAGAGAAGCGAUGUAAAAUUUCUACAGUGGUAGCUCACAGAUCAGUAACUCUCCUAAAAAGGCAGCCCGAAUGUCCAGCGACAUGGUGGGUGUGUCGGUGUCCUCCAAACGAUCCUUGCAUUUCAUUUGUGCUGAGGGAAUAAGGCAAGGCACAAAAUGCUCUGGGAAAAGAGAGAUAUUUCCUGGAUGUUACUGCAGGCAGCGAGGAUAAUACUGCUCACAGUGAGUUCAGUAACAUGAUGUACUACAUUUACAUAAUUUCAUCAUCCUCACAAUUCAAGCACAGCACAUAGGGAGAGUGAAAGAAAACAUCAUUGGAUAUAGCAGCAAUAAAUAAAUUAUAAGUGUUUCUUUGUAACUGUACUUGCAGAAUUUGUUUGCUUUGCACGUGGUGUUCUGUACAAUAACAUAAAGAAAAAACUUCAUCUAAUGUAGAUAUCACAGUGUUUUUGCGUAUUUCUUGGAUUCGUUGGAUGGAGCUGCUAACUUGUGAGCGAAGAUACUGCUGUUGAGAAAAAUGUAUGUGCUUCAAGAAAAGGCUGAGGCCCUUGUUUAUGGCUAUACAUUGGCAGCAGUAAAGUAUGUUCAAUAUAAAACUCUGUCUGGACAGAAUUUAAAAAAAACAUCUCUUCGUUUUCAAUAUUACAAUCACGUUGGUCCCUUAUUUGGGCAACCAGAACGCAACUGCAUUGAAAAACAAGCAGGGCCAGAUGGUCAACCACAAAGAACAGGAAAGAACAGGCUUUACCUUGAAGACUGUUCCAGAUAAAACCAGCUUAUUUAACAAAAAAAUAAAAAAAUAUAAAAAAAAAGCACUUAUACUUGUCUUGAGUAGACACACAGCUUAAUAAGUCCAAGUAACUACAUUAGGCUGUUGACUUUGGGGAUUCAGAUUCAGAUGCACUACAUUUGUGUUUUUUUAAUGUGUCACUUCAAUGUCAGAAUCAGGCAAAAAAAGGUGUUUUGUUGUUAGUAAGAAAAGCGAAUAAUCAUUCAACCCUACAGAGUGUGGACCACACAUUCUCGUGCAGUAGAUGGGGAUUUAUUCGUGCACUUAUUCUUAAAAAGCCACUGAGUAGCAUAGCGAGUGAACUAGCCGUGAUAGUCUUUGCCUCUUGCGUGACUGCAAUGUGACCUCUGGUAGGCUACGGGGAGCGGCUCUGUGAUUGUACUUGUGGCCACAAAUAAAGCACAACCGAACUCUAAGCUGUUAUCAACACCCAGCUAAAUCAAAUGCAUGGGCUAUUUUGAGAUUUAUGCUAAUCGCUGUGAGAUAAUUCCCAUGUUAAACUAAUUACUCUGGUUGUAAUGGACGGAUGGUAUAAAUAAAAUAGGAAUGAGAAUAGCAACAAAAUCCCUUAUUUUACAGCUGCACUCUCUGCCUCAUCUGAUUAACACUAAAGAAAGUUACUUAAAAACUAAACAAACAAAACAAGAAGAAAGAAACCUGAGUAUGUAUUGUAGAAAUGUAGAAGACAAAUAAAAUAUUUUUUCAAAUGUAAUUACUUUUAAUAUAUGCUUGUGGAAGGUCUGAUACUAUGUAUGCUGUCUCUGUAAUUUUUGCUGUAAAUAACUUGGGACAGUGAAUACACUGACUUUUUCUAUGUCUCUGUUUAAGCAUAAGACUUUGUAACGAUUUUUUUUAAAGAGGAAAAACAUCAAAGAGCAAAUUAUGUACUUGCUUCCUGUAAGUGUAAUGUACUCUUCAGUUUUUAUGGAAACUGAUUGUAAUAGAUAAAGCCUUUUGACCAGCCAUUGAUGUUUAGUGUAUACUUCUGUUUGUAAUGGGGAAAAAAAAAAAGAUGGGAUUGACAAUGAAACAUGACCCCGGUGAGUCUGUACAGUGAGUAUUGUAUUAAUACCUGCAGACUGCAUUUGACUAAUAUAAUUUGAAGAAAGGUUGCUCAAGCAAAUAAUGUUUCCUUACGGCAUAUGGCUUUUAUGAAUCCUUCUGGCAUGAAUUAUAUUAAUAGAAACAUUUCUUUCUUUCCAAUGAGCAAAAUAUUUUUGUAUGUCUUCAAUUUCUUAUUCAAAUUUGAGGUCAGGUCACUCAUUAGCUGUAAUCUGAAGCCAUAACUGACCUUCACCAAAUACAUGUUUUAAAGAUCAUAAUAGAAAAAGAAAUUAUGUCCAGUUUAUCGACAGCUAUAAUAACACAGGCAGGAGCAUAAAUAACACACAAAGUAUUUGGAUGCUUUUCUGGCAUCUCAAUAUGACUUUAAUGGCUAGUAUUUUAUGAUUACCAAUUUAUAAAAAAGAAAAACAUAAUUAAAAUAGAUAUUUAGAUUUAAAUGAAACUUUCUAAUAUUUUUGAAAUAUCCCUGAAAAUGCUUCCUUGCUUUUAGGAUUAUGAGAGAAACUGAUUUUUCAUAUACUCCCCACUUUCAAAUAUCUAAUGUUUUUAUCCUAUUUCCAGUUCAUUUUGUUAGAGUGAAAUGAGAUGUUAAGACCCAGAUCUCCAAGCCCUGAGCUAUUUGGUGCUUGGCUGUAGCUAUAUUGUUGCAAAUCAAUUUGAUUUGAAUUUUGAGAGUGUGUUGUUUGCUACUUGAUAAGCAUGCUUACCACUGUUGGUAACACAAAGGAGUUGCAUUGCCCGUCAAGAAGUGGCAUAAAAAACAAUUAAAUAAAAUAUGAGUAACACUCAGAAUGAAUCACUCUCAAAAGCUGAAUACAAAUUCCUUUCUAAAAUCAAAUGCCUCAUAGAGUCAACAGUGAUUUUUUUUUUUUUUGAAGCAUAAUUGUAUAAUAAUUAUGAUGUAUCUUAACUGGCUUGUAGAUGCUAAAAGCAAAAACUGCAAAUGAACCAUGGCAUGCUGGGUAAAACUCUGGCUCCAUUGAAACCUACGGCAAAACCCCUCACUGAUUUCCAUGGAGUCAGGAGUUCAUCCAGCAAUUUUACAUCUGCAAUUUUCUUCUGAUCUUUCUCCCUUGUUUAAUAUAACCAACCUAAUUUAUGUGUAUGUGAGUAAAAAUACAGCCUGAUUCAUUUAGAAAGUGACUGUUGAGGGUUUUAUUUUUUACCAUGAAUUUUGUAGGACCAGCAUCCCUGUCAAAUGAAAAGGUUCUAUAUUACUUUAGAAUGUAAUAGAUUUUUGUCUUAUUUUAUGUCCUGUAAGUUAUUAGUUCAAUACUGUUAGCAUUCCAUAAUAAUGCACACAUGAUUUUUGAAUGUUUUCUGUAAAUGACAAUCAAUGUUGAUGAAGUUCCUUUCU
Molecule: messenger RNA, 11716 nt
Organism: Chroicocephalus ridibundus (black-headed gull)
Lineage: Eukaryota; Metazoa; Chordata; Aves; Charadriiformes; Laridae
Gene: RORB
Product: RAR related orphan receptor B
Exons: 10
Coding region: 415-1794 (459 amino acids)
Biological process (GO): regulation of transcription by RNA polymerase II
Cellular component (GO): nucleus
Molecular function (GO): melatonin receptor activity; RNA polymerase II cis-regulatory region sequence-specific DNA binding; zinc ion binding
Source: RefSeq, a predicted model, not a curated record